AUGGGCAGUGCCGCAUCAGCCGUCAAGCGGCUGACACACUCCUUCAGGGGCAAGGGCAGCGCAGCAACACCGGCCAGACCGGCAACACCGGCAGCAAGUGCUCAACCAGCUCCUGGCCUUCAAAUUCCUGAACAGGUGCAGUUGGAAGUGCAACAUCCAAAGGAAGACCAACUUGAAGCCAGGAGUCUGAUUCACUCGCCACCUCGCUCACCUCACGAAGAUGACCAUGGAUGCAAAACAGAGUUGCUUCGUCAACAUCCGGAGGUAGAUGAUGAGCCAAGGAUGCAGCCCCUGCAGCAAGCUGCCGCAACUGCACUUGAAGCACAUUUAGAGAAUUGUGAUGAAAGUUGUCACGGCAGAAGGCAGCCUUCGAAAGAGAUGCAGGUUGCCAGGCCAGAUGCUCGUCCAGCGAAUCCAGAGCCACCGCAUCCUUGGGUACGGGUCCCCUACGAGGAUGAUUUCUACUUCUGGAACACCGCCACUGAUGAGGUCACGUGGGAAUUCCCAGCCGCGGACAGCACGGGUUCUUCCACGGAGCUGCGCGGACUAGGUGAAACACAGGCUCCAUCUGUGGCUGUUGAUGGCUUGGAGUCCGACGAGGAUGAUGACAGCCUCAUGGGCGUAUUGAAUGCCUGUCGCGAGGCGAAGGCUUGGCAUUUGCAUGGACCGGACUCACAGCAUGCAGAAGAAGACCAACAUACGCCUGCUGCACCCACUGUGCCUGACCACGGCUUCCGCUUGCAGCAAGCAAGCUCCACGAACACGACAACACCGUCCCAGGGAGAACCUUUGUCUCUUGGCCCUUUGGAAGAGAAAACUGAAAUGGGCCUGCAGGCUCAAAUGCUGGAGUGCAGGGGUGAGUCUCCAGCGCUUGGCACCCAUCAGGAGUCUUUGGCGAACAGCGCCGAGCCAGAGCAGAACGAGGAAGCUGCGCGGUCCUGGAGAGGCACGCAGGGUUCGCAUGUCACCCCUGACGUGCACAUGGUGUCAAUGGGCGAGCUGGAGACAGAAAGACGCGACAGACUUGAUCGAGGGAAGGAGCUACGAACAAGUACAAGCCAAGCAGAUGAGGAGGAAGUACCGAUGACAGAGCAAAUAAGCAGAAUGAAUGAACCUGAUCCAUUGGUAUAUCUUCCUCCUGGAUUGGUUGAGGGCCAGGAGCCUGUCAUGUCAAUGGCUUCGCGCCUGGUCGAAACUUCGCCGAUCUCAGCGCUAGUACUACCAGCAGGAUGCAGCUUGCCUGUUCAAUUUGCAAGUAGAGCAAGCAGAUUCUAUGAGCUGGUCAAGCUUCGCAAAUGUGGAGGCAGCAGUCAUGAAGGAGCGCACAACUUUUUCGACACUUACCGGGUUCUGCGCCAGCAAGGAAAGAGGCCGGGGACAGCUGAUGAUGCCUUGCGUGUGGGCGCAUCGCCGAUGGGCAAGGCAUUGCCAGCAGACCUUGGGCAUGUGGAAGCCGGCAGCAUGGCAAGGGAACUGGUGCUACAAGGUCUGAUGCAGCGCGCGUCUGAAGAUCUGCUUCCUGUGAGCCAGGAUUCCUCUUUAAGGGUGACAGAGUCAAAGUGCUCAUUUCCACGCAGUGUGCCUGCUUCGCCUGAGGAAGCCAUGGCGAAGCCAAAGUGGGCAACCAAAGCAAUGCCAAAGGGGAUGCCAAAACGUGCGCCCAACCGCCAGCGAGUUGUCACUCCAGCUCGUGCAGAAGCAGACGCAGCACUUGUGGCCGUUUAUACGGGACGUGCAUGCGGCAGCAACCGCCCUUUGCACCGGCGUCCCGAAUGGCAGUGA
This is a messenger RNA of Symbiodinium pilosum, 1782 nucleotides long. The record is from the annotation of a GenBank genome assembly. NCBI's taxonomy places the organism in Eukaryota, Dinophyceae, Suessiales, Symbiodiniaceae.